CUUUUUUAUUUUAAAAUAUUUGGCGCCAAAAUCUGUACCUAACCUCAAAACACAGUGUUUGUUGAUUUAGUGUUUACAUAGAUAAAAAUCAUUGUUUUAUGAUACAAAAUAGCACGAAAUAAUCUUGAUAAUGUCCAGAAAAGGGGGUUUUUCGAAAUCCCAAACCCUCCCAACAAAUAACAAAUCUAAAGGGCAAAGUGGAGGAGGCCGAUCAUUAACACAGCCAACUAUAGUUGACGCGUUUGGUGAGGGGUCUGCGGCUUCCCUGGAAGAACAAGUGGACGAUGUUGUCAGAUUUUUCGUGUUGAAAGGCGGGGAGCAAAUUGUUAAACGUAGCGAAGUGCACAAGCAUGUUUUGCCUAAAGCAGGCAGAUACUACGAGAGGGUUAUGGAGCGUGCCGUGAUUGUUUUAAGGAAAGUUUAUGGUUUUAACUUGAUUUUAAUUGACGCUACAGCUAAUACACCCAAGUCGUAUAUUUUGAGUAAUGCCUUGUCUUAUAAGGACGAUGAAACAUUAAGUGACGACGAAGUUCCUGAAGAUGCAAAUAAAAUACUUUUAAUGCUCAUUUUGACGCACAUUUUUAUGUCUAAUUGUUCAGUCAACGAGGGCUCAGUGUUUGGCUUUUUAAAGAAACUUAAUAUCGACGUAAAUGUACGACACCCAGUUUUUGGUAUUGCCAAGGAAUAUAUUACAAACACUCUGACAAAGCUAAAAUAUUUGAAUAUCGAAGCUGAUCCAGCCACAAAACAAAUCUACUACCACUGGGGAGUUAGGUCGGAAAAAGAGAUUUCAAAGCAUGAUAUUUUGAAAUUUGUUUGCAAGAUUUACAAAGAUAGAGUCCCAGAAAACUGGGACAAUCAAAUCCAGCAAGCAAGAGAACAAUGUCUUGACAAUGUAAAAAUACACGAAAACGGAGAAAAUAUUUGUCCACCCAUGGAAACUGAAUAACUCAGGAUUUCUAACCCACAAUAUAUAACUUAUGUUUUUUAUAAUAAAUGAUUUUUUAUUUUAAUAAUUUGUCGCAUUAUUUCAAAAUCCCCAAAUAAAAAGUAAUUUUUGAAUUACAAACUGUCAGAAAACAUCUGUUAACCAGGGUAACUUCAGCUAGC
Brassicogethes aeneus is the source of this 1110-nucleotide messenger RNA. The record is from the annotation of a GenBank genome assembly. NCBI's taxonomy places the organism in Eukaryota, Metazoa, Arthropoda, Insecta, Coleoptera, Nitidulidae.